Molecule: messenger RNA, 4814 nt
Organism: Hemicordylus capensis (graceful crag lizard)
Lineage: Eukaryota; Metazoa; Chordata; Lepidosauria; Squamata; Cordylidae
Gene: TRPC4
Product: transient receptor potential cation channel subfamily C member 4
Exons: 11
Coding region: 1366-4296 (976 amino acids)
Biological process (GO): regulation of cytosolic calcium ion concentration; manganese ion transport; calcium ion transmembrane transport
Cellular component (GO): cation channel complex; membrane
Molecular function (GO): store-operated calcium channel activity; inositol 1,4,5 trisphosphate binding; protein binding
Source: RefSeq, a predicted model, not a curated record
AAAUUUUUUUCACUUGGCUUCAAAAAUCCUUCUUCAAAAUUGUGGAUGUGUUGAAUAUGGAGACGUCGCGUUGGAUUUGGAAUAUUUGUUCUGUGGGUGUGGGCGCACGGUGGCGCUUGCUUCAGCUGUCACUCAGUGGGACUUCUUUCCGAGACAACCGCCUGCAUAGGAUCGGGCGACCCCCGGAGGGCCGGCUCUUGAUUUCCAUCAUCUGCCACGCUAGCAACCGUUUUGCUAGUGGCACUUGUGAUUCGUGCUGCAGUGCAAAGCAUUUUGCCUUGUUACUGCUCGUGUGUGGGGGACACUAAAAAGAUUAUGAAACACGUGUUAAAGAGAAGAAAUGAUGAUCACGGAUCCAACCACAAAGCGUUUGCAAUAUUAACAUAUGUGGAAAGCAAUUAGCGAUUCUCCUUCUUCGGUCCAGGGAGAGAGUUACCUCAAACCUGGAGAUAGCGAGGAGGGCAGCGAAGUCCUAACAGCAUAGGAAGGAAGCUGCCUUAUAGGCGAACGCUCCACCCCAAUUAGCGGCAGCUCUCUCGCCCAGCCUGCUACCUGAACCUGACGCGAUCCACUUUAUAGCGGAGGUGCGAGAGCGUUGUGCCUGCUAUCUCUGGCAUGCGCAGCACGAAAGUCAGCAGCAGCGCGGCUACUACCAGUUGCAAGGGCUGCGCUGUGCGGGGUGGCGUCGCCGGCAGCAGGGGUGGAAGCGCGAUCCCCCACAAACCCUAGAGGGGGCGCCCUGAGACGCCUGGCCAACCGCAACCCCGCCAAAGUGCGUGUCGUGUUCUGCUGGAGCGUUUGGAGGGCGAGCCGAAGUCCGUCGCUAGCAGAGAGAACCAGAAGCACGUUCCUUUGUCGGGCGAGUAGCGCGCUGUGCGAAGGGCAGCGACGAGCGGAGGAGCGAGUGAGCACGAGGAGGAGGAACCUCGGCGACGGAGCGCCUGCUUCUCCUUCCCGGCAGGUGAAAGGGGAGGCGCCGCUUUCUGCCUGCAGCAGGCAACGGCAUGGGAUUCCCCCGGCGGCGCGCGGGAGCAGCCGCGCUCUCCCUCGCCCGCUCAUCUGUUGCGCCGCCGAGGCGAAGCCGGCGCUGUAUCCCCGCGCGGGAGUUUGCGUGCCUGUGCUAAGGCGGGCAGAAGGAGGGAGAAAGAGCGAAGGAGACCUCACCUGCUCCGGCGGGUUGCUUGGGCUGGACUGCUGAAGCCGCUGAAAAGGGUCUGGCAGAGCCGCUGCGCGGACUGGCGGAGGCACCGCGGGAGCUCCACUGACUUCUCGGAGCGGAUUUGCCAAGGGGGGGCAAUGCAGCUGCGUCGCGGAGCCUGGCUCUUGUCCUCACGCCCAAGAGAUACGAAUAGGGUGGUGUAAACUAUGGCCCAGUUCUAUUACAAGAGAAGUGUCAGUGCCCCGUACCGAGAUCGCAUCCCUCUCCGCAUUGUACGAGCUGAGUCUGAACUCUCACCUGCUGAGAAAGCCUAUUUGAAUGCUGUAGAAAAAGGAGAUUAUGCCAGCGUGAAGCAAGCCCUAGAAGAAGCGGAAAUUUAUUUCAAGAUCAAUAUUAACUGCAUCGACCCCCUUGGAAGAACGGCUCUCCUGAUUGCAAUCGAGAAUGAGAAUCUGGAGCUCAUAGAGCUGCUCUUAAGCUUUAACGUGUAUCUCGGGGAUGCUCUGCUGCAUGCCAUCAGGAAAGAGGUCGUUGGGGCAGUUGAGCUGCUUUUAAACCACAAGAAGCCCAGCGGGGAGAAACAGGUGCCACCCAUACUUCUGGAUAAACAGUUCUCCGAAUUUACACCAGACAUUACACCCAUUAUCCUGGCUGCCCAUACAAACAAUUAUGAAAUCAUAAAACUUUUAGUACAGAAAGGUGUUUCUGUUCCCAGACCACAUGAAGUCCGCUGCAACUGUGUGGAGUGUGUAUCUAGUUCGGAUGUGGACAGCCUUCGCCAUUCCCGAUCAAGGCUUAAUAUCUACAGAGCUCUUGCAAGUCCAUCUUUGAUUGCCCUAUCAAGUGAGGACCCUUUUCUUACAGCUUUUCAACUAAGUUGGGAACUUCAGGAACUGAGCAAAGUGGAAAAUGAGUUUAAAUCAGAAUAUGAGGAGCUGUCACAGCAAUGCAAGCAGUUUGCAAAAGAUCUCUUGGAUCAGACACGGAGUUCCAGAGAACUGGAAAUUAUUCUUAACUACAGAGAUGACAACAGCCUAAUAGAAGAGCAGAGUGGUAAUGAUCUGGCAAGACUGAAACUGGCAAUUAAGUACCGUCAGAAAGAGUUUGUUGCCCAACCAAACUGCCAGCAACUCCUUGCAUCUCGUUGGUAUGAUGAGUUCCCAGGCUGGAGGCGGCGACACUGGGCUGUGAAGAUGUUGACUUGCGUCAUCAUUGGAUUCCUUUUCCCUGUCUUCUCUAUCUGCUAUCUGAUAGCUCCCAAGAGCCCAUUAGGGCUGUUCAUCAGGAAGCCAUUCAUCAAAUUUAUCUGCCAUACUGCAUCCUACUUGACUUUCUUGUUUCUUCUGCUGCUCGCCUCUCAACACAUUGACAGGUCUGAUCUGAACAUGCAGGGACCUCCACCAACCAUCGUCGAGUGGAUGAUAUUACCGUGGGUCCUGGGAUUUAUCUGGGGAGAAAUUAAACAAAUGUGGGAUGGCGGACUGCAGGAUUAUAUUCAUGACUGGUGGAACUUGAUGGAUUUCGUAAUGAAUUCAUUGUAUCUGGCAACAAUUUCUUUGAAAAUUGUUGCAUUUUCAAAGUACAGUGGGUUGCUCCCAAGACCAAGCUGGGAUAUGUGGCACCCAACACUGGUGGCUGAGGCCCUGUUUGCUAUUGCAAACAUCUUUAGUUCUCUGCGCUUGAUCUCAUUAUUCACUGCAAAUUCUCACCUGGGACCACUGCAGAUCUCUCUUGGAAGAAUGUUACUGGACAUAUUGAAGUUUCUGUUCAUCUACUGUCUUGUGCUGCUAGCUUUUGCAAAUGGACUGAACCAGCUAUAUUUCUACUAUGAAACAAAUGAACCUGACAGAUGCAAAGGCAUACGGUGUGAAAAACAAAACAAUGCAUUUUCAACUUUAUUUGAAACCCUCCAGUCACUGUUUUGGUCUGUAUUUGGACUCAUCAACCUGUAUGUGACCAACGUUCAAGCACGACAUGAAUUUACUGAGUUUGUUGGGGCCACCAUGUUUGGUACCUACAACGUAAUAUCUCUGGUCGUCCUGCUCAAUAUGUUGAUAGCCAUGAUGAACAACUCGUACCAGCUUAUUGCUGAUCAUGCAGACAUUGAAUGGAAAUUUGCUAGAACAAAACUUUGGAUGAGUUACUUUGAAGAAGGAGGGACUCUGCCUACUCCCUUCAAUGUGAUACCAAGUCCAAAGUCUCUUUGGUACCUAAUCAGAUGGCUGGGAAGGCAACUAUGCAGGAAAAAAAUAAGAAAGAAACCUGAAAGUUUUGGAACAAUAGGGAGACGUGCCGCUGAUAAUUUGAGAAGACAUCAUCAGUAUCAGGAGGUCAUGAGAAAUCUGGUUAAGAGAUAUGUGGCAGCAAUGAUAAGAGAUGCCAAAACUGAAGAGGGGCUGACUGAAGAGAAUUUUAAGGAAUUAAAGCAAGAUAUUUCCAGUUUUCGUUUUGAAGUCCUGGGUUUGUUGAAAGGAAACAACAAACUGACUAAUUUGCAGUCCUCAAAAAUCAGCAAAGAAGCUGCUUCUUUGCCAGACUCUGAUGAAGGAGGUGAAAGUGGAGGAAAUGAGAAAGUUCAGAAGAAACCUCUUAGCCUUUUCGAUGUAACUACUAUGAUCCGCCCAAAAGCAGUUGCGAGGGCUUCUGAAGCACACAGCCUGAGCAAUGGUUUAGCAAUGAUGAUGCCAGAAUAUUCCAAGGAAAAGCAAAAGAAAGUAAACUUUGUGACUGAUGUAAAGAAGUUUGGGUUCUUUCACAGACAAUCAAAAAACAUCUCUACUGAGCAAAAUAUAAAUAAAAUUUACUCAAUUUCUGAAGAAGUGUCCCGUCAACAAGCAGAAGAACAUCAUGAAAAAGUCACUGAACUGGAAGAAAAAACAUUGGUUGUGGGCUGCGAAUUGAACAUUCAGGAUCUCAGUGAAAAAUGCACAGCAGCUGCUAAGAAGCAAACUAAAAAUGAACGUUUGGAUUCUAAGUUGGAUGAAACAGCUUUUCCUGAAAUGGUGAAGACUAAAGUGCAGAACACUGAUCCACCCACACCAAAGGAUUUGCUGGACAGUGAGCAAGACUUCAGUAGUGACUCUACUGUGAAACAAGAGACAAUUGUUCAGGACAACUACAUAACAACAAGGUUGUGAUGAGUAUGGGCAGAAGUCUAUACACACACUCAUAUAUAUAUACAGGGAGAGAGAGAGAGAGAACACAGAUUGCUUCAUUGCAGGGAUGUUUAAGCUAAUCAAAAAUGCAAGAGUAUAGCAUUCAAAAAUUGUGGGAAAAGAAUUUGUACUAUAAAGGAUAUAGAAGAGCCUUUCGUUUUGUAGCCUGCUUUAGCGUUCACAAUUUCUUUUACAUUUUUUAAUUAAAUGGGAGCAUCUUGUAUUCUUGUACUGUUGCAAUAACCCACUGAAACUUUUUAGCUAUCUUUUUCAAGUUGAAAUAAAUGCAAUUUCUCUCCUGUGAUAGUUAAUGCCUAUGGUAAAUAUUUUUCUAUGCAAAUAAAAGUAGCUUAAUAAAGGUGUGGGCCUUAAUGAGCCUUUUUUUUUUAAAGGAUUGCUAAGAAUGAGAGUGAUCAUAGUAAUCAUAAACAUUUUCUGUCAAAUGAUUUAACCAAUCAGAAAUUUCAUUUACACUAAUUAGAAAUAAAGUUUGAAACAAA